Messenger RNA from Brassica oleracea var. oleracea, 552 nucleotides. RefSeq names its product histone H2B.7. Gene Ontology annotation, molecular function: structural constituent of chromatin; protein heterodimerization activity; DNA binding. Gene Ontology annotation, cellular component: nucleosome. Gene Ontology annotation, biological process: nucleosome assembly. NCBI's taxonomy places the organism in Eukaryota, Viridiplantae, Streptophyta, Magnoliopsida, Brassicales, Brassicaceae. Bases 42 to 440 code for a protein of 132 amino acids. The transcript has a single exon. The record is from RefSeq and is a predicted model, not a curated record.
UUCUUCUUCUUCUUCUUUAACCAAGAAAGAAAGUCAAAGCAAUGGCUCCAAAAGCAGCAGAGAAGAAACCCGUAGAGGAGAAGAAACCGAAGGCCGGGAAGAAGCUGCCCAAGGAAGCAGGUGCAGGCGUUGACAAGAAGAAGAAGAAGAAAUCGAAGAAGAGCGUGGAGACAUACAAGAUUUACAUCUUCAAAGUUCUGAAGCAGGUUCAUCCAGAUAUCGGAAUCUCUAGCAAAGCCAUGGGGAUCAUGAACAGUUUCAUCAAUGAUAUCUUCGAGAAGCUCGCUCAGGAAUCGUCAAAGCUUGCAAGGUACAACAAGAAGCCGACAAUCACCUCAAGGGAGAUUCAGACUGCUGUUAGACUCGUUCUUCCAGGAGAGCUCGCGAAACACGCCGUCUCCGAAGGCACCAAGGCCGUCACUAAAUUCACCAGCUCUUGAACUACGAAUCUAAAUUCACCGUUUAGGGUUUUAAGUUUCAGUUACAUUUCAAUCUCAGUUGUAAUUAGUGCUAUGAAUCUGUUUGGAAUAAAAAAAAUUGCGUUUGGCACAA